Messenger RNA from Mercenaria mercenaria, 1256 nucleotides. RefSeq lists its product as uncharacterized. The record is from RefSeq and is a predicted model, not a curated record. The coding region runs from base 139 to 1131 and encodes 330 amino acids. The transcript is spliced from 2 exons. NCBI's taxonomy places the organism in Eukaryota, Metazoa, Mollusca, Bivalvia, Venerida, Veneridae.
UUUGAGUAAGUCGAGGAUACGCUGACAAGAUCUGGAUGAACUAUAAAACUGACGUAGAGUGGAUUUUCAUCAGUUAAUGAAAUCAACUACAACAGACAAUCAGUAUUUGCUCAUCUUUAUAUUCUUCAACUUUUAACGAUGCCUGCUUAUUCAAAACCAAAGACUGGACGUAUUAUGGAUUCUGGUCGUUCAACCUUGGGAAGAGUGUUUUGCGUAACAGGGAUGCAGAGCCAGUCUCAUGAGCACGUGCAGUCUGCAACGCCAAGUUUGAUGGGUUCAGAAUGUGGAUCGACAAAUUUCAUUGGCCAGUGUGAUACUGAUUCCAAUACGUCGGGUUAUCUAUCAUCUUCGUCUUUUGAAUCAUCAGGGGAGGAGAAACGCUUGCUACCGAAUGAGCAGAAGGUCUUCAACGUUUGGACAAAAUGGGGACAGCAGGUCCAUAUUCCAAAAAGUUCGACGCCCAAACAAGGCUCUGAAUCUAUAGCAUAUAGAAAAUUGGCUAAACGUGUAAACAUGACAAACGAAAGUGGUAAAAACGUUUUGUGUAUUAAGAAAAACUUUCAGUCAAAUACAAACGAACCAGAGGUUUUUGAUUCAUUUUGGGAUAUCCAGACCCCACAAAGAGUACAAAGGAGUAGCUCAGAAGGUGAUGUGAAUAACAUGGAUAAGAAAACUAAUGACGAUUGGAAGCGGAAGUCAGUUCAAGCUCCAAUAACGCAUGACGCCGGUCAGGAAAUAGUCAAGAAUAAUAAACUUACCAAAUCACAGGACUGGAAGCGAAAACCAUUUCUCACCCUGUCAGAUUCUCAGUUGGAUUUAAGACUAUGUGCUCCAAAUCAUAAUGCAACACGCAAGUCAUCAGCUUAUAGCGCACUGCCAAGAUACCGCGUUAAGGUGGACGCAGAUCCUGUUGUUACUAAAAAUAAACUUGUUCAGCAGCUUACAAAAUCAUGUGCGGAUUUCGUUGACGAAGGAGUACCUGUCGAUGAAUCAAUGAGUGAAUUUUUAUCGAAUGUGGACAGAGAAAAUCUCGCCAGCUUCUUGAACUUUUAUGACAAAGUAACAAACAGCAGUGCUUCAUAUGAAAAAGCUAGAAGAAAUCCAAAUAACUACGAAGCUGUUUACUAUUGAUAGCUGAAUGUUGAUUUAUAGCCAAAAUAGUGCAAUUGAGUGAUAAAAUGUCUUUGUAUUGCUGUAUGCACAAGAUGUUUCACGUUGUUUUUGUUUGUAUAAUAAAUGAUAACAUUUAAAACGUA